Propithecus coquereli (Coquerel's sifaka) is the source of this 720-nucleotide messenger RNA. Its product is annotated as 60S ribosomal protein L9. The transcript has a single exon. Gene Ontology annotation, cellular component: cytosolic large ribosomal subunit; ribosome. Gene Ontology annotation, biological process: cytoplasmic translation. The coding region runs from base 5 to 613 and encodes 202 amino acids. The record is from RefSeq and is a predicted model, not a curated record. Lineage: Eukaryota; Metazoa; Chordata; Mammalia; Primates; Indriidae. Gene Ontology annotation, molecular function: structural constituent of ribosome; rRNA binding.
UCUUAUGGUUUCGCUCUUUGCCGCAUCUGCUGCGAGAAUGAAGACCAUUCUCAGCAAUCAGACUGUCGACAUUCCAGAAAAUGCUGACAUCACUCUUAAGGGACGCACAGUUAUUGUGAAGGGUCCCAGAGGAACCCUGCGGAGGGACUUCAAUCACAUCAAUGUAGAACUUAGUCUCCUCGGAAAGAAAAAGAGGCUCCGGGUUGACAAAUGGUGGGGAAAUAGAAAGGAACUGGCUACCGUGCGCACUAUUCGUAGUCAUGUACAGAACAUGAUCAAGGGUGUUACACUGGGCUUCCAUUACAAGAUGAGGUCUGUGUAUGCUCACUUUCCCAUCAGCGUCAUUAUCCAGGAGAAUGGGUCUCUUGUUGAAAUACGAAAUUUCUUAGGUGAAAAAUACAUCCACAGGGUUCGGAUGAGGCCAGGUGUUGCUUGUUCAGUGUCUCAAGCACAGAAAGAUGAGUUGAUCCUUGAAGGAAAUGACAUUGAGCUUGUUUCAAAUUCGGCUGCUUUGAUUCAGCAAGCCACAACAGUUAAAAACAAGGAUAUCAGAAAAUUUUUGGAUGGUAUCUAUGUCUCUGAAAAAGGAACAGUUCAGCAGGCUGAUGAAUAAGAUCUAAGAGUUGUCCAGCCACAUGAAGAUGCCACAUGAUUACUAAGAUGUAUUUGUAAUUUUGAUGAUGCAAUAAAAGACCUAUUGGUUUGGGACUUUUCCUUAAA